CACAGACUGACCCACAUCCAGAACAUAGGACUAAAACUGCUCCGCUUGCCCACAUCAGAUCAUCUGCCAGCAACACUGCAGUGGGAAUAAAUAAAUAAACAAAUAAAAUGACACAGAAAAAGGUUGCACCAACAGUCCAAACUGUUGAAGGAAACAUGCCUCCAAGUUAUGAAGAGGCAAAUGCAGGAUGCCCUGGUUACUACUAUGGUGACGGAAAUUUUUCCUGGGAUGACAUGUUUAUUAGACGAGUUUUUAUACGAAAGGUUUAUUCAAUUCUGAUGCUGCAGCUCUUUUCAACAGUAGCAGUCAUUGCUCUCUUUACAUUCUACACUCCAGUGAGGAUAUACAUUCAAACACAUCCUGUUUUAUACUCCAUGUCCAAUCUUCUGUUUCUAGUCACAUAUAUCUCAUUGGCUUGCUGCGGUGAUUUGAGGAGGCAGUUUCCAUGGAAUCUUAUUCUUCUUACAUUAUUUACUCUGAGCAUGGCGUGCAUGUUGGGUUUUAUCUCUAGUUUCUACAACACCAAGUCAGUAGUGUUGUGCAUUGGCAUCACUGCCACAGUGUGCCUGUGUGUCACCAUUUUCAGCUUUCAGAGCAAGAUUGACAUCACCUCUUUCCAAGGUCUUCUCUUCAUUUUGUGUAUGGUCAUGUUUUUCUGUGCUAUUGUCAUGGGAUUUGUGGUUCCCUUUGGCUAUGUUCCCUGGUUACAUGCAGUCUACGCCAGCAUAGGAGCUGUUGUCUUUACCAUGUUUCUUGCCUUUGAUACACAGCUGCUGAUGGGAAACAAACAAUACGCAAUAAGUCCUGAAGAAUAUAUCUUUGCGACUCUCAGUCUCUACCUGGAUAUUGUGUACUUGUUUACGUUCCUGCUUCAGCUGUUUGGUAAUGGUAGAGAAUGAGCCAUGGUUGUGUCGUAAUAUUAUCCAUCAUGUACAAUAUUGACAGCUAUUGUUUCAAACUUGUCUGUAACCUCAACGUUUUUAGAACAACACGUGGCCUUUAAUGUAGUAUUAGGUUUAAAAGAAAUCAACUCUGUAAAAAUGUUUUCUCAGGUACUGAAACAUGCACUUCAUAUGUGAUUUAAAGGUCAUAUUCAAAACCUUUCCGCAUGACUGACUAAAUCGAUCUGACUGUAUUUGGUUUAGGGAUUCAUUUUAAAAUAGAAUUUAAAAAUACAAAUUAAGAUGUAAAAUAUUUAUAAAAUCUGGGCUUUUUUCAUGAAGUACUGUCUUAAAAGAAGCUACAAAAAAUGAAGAUGAAAGGCCUUUGGCUGAAGGUUCAGAAAGUUAAAAUGCUGAGUUUAUAUUAAGCUCUAUUAUUUUCAUACCAAUAAUCUGUUUACUCAAGGUUUUUUUUUUUUUUUUUUAAUAAAUGUAUAUAAAUGUUAUUUUGUCAUUGAGUGUAAAAACAUGUAAGACCAUUAAAAUGUCUGGAUAUUCUGAAACUCAUAUGUCAUAUAAAUAUUUGAUUAUCGCAAUCUGUCAUUGUAAGAUCGUUCAUUUUGUAAUGCAUUGUAGUGUUUUAACUUUCACAUGUUAUUCUCUAACUGACAGUUCAUUGUAUAUCACCUUCUGCUACCUGUACAAUGUACUACAGCACUUCUGUUUGUGUCUAGUUAUGAGCAGCCUGUCCGCUUCAUAUUUUUGAAUGCAGA
This is a messenger RNA of Labeo rohita (rohu), 1654 nucleotides long. It is a transcript of the gene faim2b, whose product is annotated as Fas apoptotic inhibitory molecule 2b. Gene Ontology annotation, biological process: negative regulation of apoptotic signaling pathway. NCBI's taxonomy places the organism in Eukaryota, Metazoa, Chordata, Actinopteri, Cypriniformes, Cyprinidae. The record is from RefSeq and is a predicted model, not a curated record. Gene Ontology annotation, cellular component: endoplasmic reticulum; Golgi apparatus; membrane. Bases 108 to 899 code for a protein of 263 amino acids. The transcript has 12 exons.